Monodelphis domestica (gray short-tailed opossum) is the source of this 7149-nucleotide messenger RNA. It is a transcript of the gene GABRB3, whose product is annotated as gamma-aminobutyric acid type A receptor subunit beta3. Gene Ontology annotation, cellular component: membrane. The record is from RefSeq and is a predicted model, not a curated record. Gene Ontology annotation, biological process: monoatomic ion transmembrane transport. Lineage: Eukaryota; Metazoa; Chordata; Mammalia; Didelphimorphia; Didelphidae. Gene Ontology annotation, molecular function: GABA-A receptor activity; extracellular ligand-gated monoatomic ion channel activity.
GGGAAAGGAGAGGGAAGAAUGAGACAAUAGGGCUUCCCUGUAGCUUCACAGGAGCUGGUCCAUCGGGACUAUGGUUCCUGUUGCCUAGUAAGCUUGUAUAUCAGGAGUUGAUGCUGUUGUACGGAUCCGGAAGGCUUAAGGAAGUGGAGGGGGUCUUGAAAUCAAGGGUCUUCGAGAUUAAGGAGGAAGACAGCGGAAAAUGUUGGGAGGAGAAGGAGCUUCGAAAACAGAUUCUAAGCUUUAAUUUUUAAUGCAUCAGGCUCUUUGUCCAGAGCCUACUAGAGGUGGGGAUGGGAUACGGGGGCUAGGAAGCAAGGUACUGAGUUGGUCACAGCUCGCUAUCAAUGGCUGCUGCAGCAGCAGCGGUCGCAACCACUGGGCAGAAGAGGUGAAAGGGGGGAGACUCUUUUUCCCAGGCAAAGCCAGAUGUGCAGCAGCAGAAGCAACCGCCCCUGUCUCUGCCACAGAAAGGAAGAAAAUGCUUUUGCUGAGUCCGUAGAGACUAGGUUUCGUUACUCUAGCCCCUGAGCAGUAGUAGAGACAUGAAGCUCUUCUAAGGCUAGUGCCAAUCUCAGCCCUCCCGCACCCUAGAGCUACAGAUAGCCUUUUCUCUCCCACCCUCUUCCUUCCUCUUCCACUCCCCCUGGGAAACAGCGGCCAAGCUGGGGGCGGGGUUGGAGAAUAAGGAAGAGAGGGCAACUGGGUCCGUGUAGCCUUGGUGUCUGCGGGGGGGAGGGGAGGAGGAUUGAGAGGAGGGGGGAGAGUAGGGUGCGUGGUGCAGCCGUCUUGUCCUCCUCCCCCUUUCCCUCCUCCUCUACCUCCUCCCUCUCCUCCUCCUCCUCCUCCUUCUCCUCCUCCUCCUCCUCCUCUUCCUCCUCCUCCUCCUCCUCUUCCUCCUCCUCCCUCUCCUCCUCCUCCUCCUCCUCCUCCUCCUCCUCCUCCUCCUCCUCCUCCUCCUCCUCCUCCUCCUCUUCCUCCUCCUCCUCCUCCUCCUCCUCCUCUUCCUCCUCCUCCGCCGCCGCCGCUCUCGGUCAGCCGCGGCGGCGACGGCGGCAGCAGCAGCACCAGCAGCGGGGUCGCGGCGGCGACGGGGCCCCCCCUCCCCCCUCCCGGGGAGCGGCGGAGGGAUGUGGGGCUUUGCGGGAGGAAGGCUUUUCGGCAUCUUUUCGGCCCCUGUGCUGGUGGCGGUGGUUUGCUGCGCUCAAAGUGUGAACGAUCCUGGAAACAUGUCCUUCGUGAAGGAGACCGUGGACAAGCUACUGAAAGGCUACGACAUUCGCUUAAGACCCGACUUUGGGGGUCCCCCAGUCUGUGUUGGGAUGAACAUUGAUAUCGCGAGUAUCGAUAUGGUAUCCGAAGUCAACAUGGAUUAUACCUUGACCAUGUAUUUUCAGCAGUACUGGAGAGAUAAGAGAUUGGCCUAUGCUGGGAUCCCUCUGAACCUCACACUUGACAACCGAGUGGCUGAUCAGCUGUGGGUCCCUGACACCUAUUUUCUAAAUGACAAGAAAUCAUUUGUGCAUGGAGUGACAGUGAAAAACCGAAUGAUCCGCCUUCACCCUGAUGGAACUGUGUUAUAUGGACUCAGAAUUACAACAACAGCCGCAUGUAUGAUGGACCUGAGAAGAUAUCCCUUGGAUGAACAGAACUGCACUCUGGAAAUUGAAAGCUAUGGCUACACAACAGAUGACAUUGAGUUUUAUUGGAGAGGUGGGGAUAAUGCUGUGACAGGUGUGGAAAGGAUUGAGCUUCCUCAGUUCUCCAUCGUAGAACAUAGACUGGUCUCAAAGAAUGUUGUCUUUGCCACAGGUGCCUAUCCACGACUUUCGCUGAGCUUUAGGUUGAAGAGAAAUAUUGGAUACUUCAUUCUUCAGACCUACAUGCCCUCCAUACUGAUUACAAUUUUAUCAUGGGUGUCAUUCUGGAUUAAUUAUGAUGCAUCAGCAGCAAGAGUUGCCCUCGGAAUUACAACUGUACUGACUAUGACAACAAUCAACACUCACCUUCGAGAGACUUUGCCCAAGAUCCCUUAUGUGAAAGCCAUCGACAUGUACCUGAUGGGCUGCUUUGUUUUUGUAUUCUUGGCCCUCCUUGAAUAUGCCUUUGUCAAUUAUAUCUUUUUUGGAAGAGGGCCCCAAAGGCAGAAGAAGCUGGCAGAAAAGUCUGCGAGGGCGAAGAAUGACCGCUCAAAAAGUGAAACCAACCGGGUGGAUGCUCAUGGAAACAUUCUGUUAACAUCACUUGAAAUUCAUAAUGAAGUGAAUGAGGUCACAGGAGGUGUUGGCGAUUCCAGGAAUUCAGCAAUAUCCUUCGACAACUCAGGAAUCCAGUACAGGAAACAAAGCAUGCCUCGAGAAGGGCAUGGGCGACAUAUGGGGGACAGAAACAUCCCGCACAAGAAGACUCACUUACGGAGGAGGUCUUCACAGCUCAAAAUAAAAAUCCCCGACUUAACGGAUGUGAAUGCCAUAGACAGAUGGUCAAGGAUCGUGUUUCCAUUUACUUUUUCUCUUUUCAACCUAAUUUACUGGCUGUAUUAUGUUAACUGAGUGACUAUACUUGGUUUUUCACAGACUUCAUUUAACACUGAGUGAAAUAUUACUCUGCCUGUCAUUUUUAUACCUAUAUAUAAAUACACACACACAUAUAUAUACAUAUGCAAUUGUAUAUAUAUAUAUGUGAACUUUCUCAACAUAUAUAUAAAUACACAUGUAUAUGAGAAUGUAUGUGCAUAUGUUUUUACACACAUGUGUAUAACACAAAUGCACAUACAUGUAUACUUUCAGCAGCUAUGGACAAUUUAAUACAGAAUGCAUAUCAAAGGAAGUGGGUGCAUUUUUUUUUACUGAAAGGGACAGAUAUCAUCUAAAUAUUUCAUCUUAAGAAUGAGGGAGUGUUGCAUAAAAUCACCCCUAAAUAUGUCUUAAGUUAUCAUAAAUUAGACAUUUUCAGUACAGGUUUUCAAAACCUUGAUUACUUAAAGCUAAUGUACUCUUCAAAAACCCAUCCAAUGGUACUGCUAGUUUAAAAUGAGUCACUUCUCUUUCAUAUCCCAUCCUUCGUUUUACUGAGCUAAGUUUUCUUUGCUCAUUCAGUUUAUAAGGUUUCUUUUCAUCUUCCACACGUGUCAUUUUUCAGUGAUCAUUGACUUGGAUUAAAUAGUUGCAGAAAAAGAGCUUUCCUGUUGUUUAAGAUGCUCACAUUAAUAUGUUCAAAGCCUCAUCUUUUGAAAAAUCUAUCCAUGGUGAAUGGAAUCUCAUUUGUAAGUAUUGUAAUACACAGUUUGGGGUUGGUUUUUGUUUCGUUCUGUUGGGUUUUUUUUUUUUUUGGUUUGGUUUUGUUUUGUUUGGGUACACUCGGACCGAUUCCAGCUUAGCCAUACUAAUGGGAAAUUUUUAGCACAUUUUGGUAUCAUUUUAGUUGACAUUUCAAUGACUGAAAAAUGUGUUCUGCAUCUCAUAGAAUUCUAAGACUGAUAUCUAACAGAAAGCAUCAAAGUCUCAGGUUAUUUGUUACUCUAACAUAAAACCAUCUAGAUUUUUUUUUCUAAUUUGUGUUCGCAUUAUCCAACAUUCUUAAAACAUUGUAUGUUACUAUAAAAUAUAUUUGCAUAAUAUGCAUACAUAUGUAUAUUUUACGAAGACUUUCAUUCUUAUGCUUGCUACUGUGGCAGCAUGCUAUGUCAUAUCUUUUCUUCACGUGAUGUGACUACUUUUUUAUGAUCUGGAAUUAAGACUUAAGCUAAAAUGCUUCUACUGUUGAAACACAAAAAUCAAGACAUAUACUCAUGGCCUUUAUUUCCAUGUCCAACAUAUGCCAUAAGGAGCACAUCAAACCACUCCUGGUACAACUGCGAUGCUGCAGUCAGCAAUCAGUAAACUAACUAAUGCAUGGCAUUUCAUCAUCAAAUACAUGCAGCCAUUUUUUUUUAGGCAAACAUCAGCCUGACAAAACGGCAUGCUCAUUUCUUUCGUCUCAUUCUGAAUCCAUGUCCUCAUCCUUUCGACUUUUUAAAGCUAGUAGAUACAAGUCAAGGUGCACUGGUUUCAUAGAUGCAACCUUCACUUGCUAUUUAGACAACUAGAUCUUUCUAAAGAAAAAAAAAGAUGAUAUAUUUUUUGUAAACAAUAUUUCUAUCACAGACAUCCAUAAAUGGACAUGACCAUGGUCCUAUAAAUAGGUGUCAAAGUGGAAUUAAGCAUUUGGAGGAAAAAAAAAAAAAGCUAAAUAUCCAGGAAAGAAUUGCUAAAUUUCCUUUUGAGAUGAAAAUAGAUUUCCUGGCUGCUGUUGUCUCAAAAUGUUGCAUAUUCCCCAGCUGCCUCUGUUCUGUCCAACACCCAGAAGCAGUCAGCCAGAUCUUGGUCCAACUCUCUGACCCUUGGAUUUCAUUUCAAUAUUGAUAGGACCUACACCACCUGGGAUGUUACAAGGAUGUACAAGUUGUCCAGUAUUACUUCUGUGGGAGUUCCCUUCAGUGGUCAUUACAACCUUUGAUUUGAAGGAGUAUUUAACAGCUGCUAGAUUCACUUUGGGAUUAAAUUGAAUACACAAAGUCUAAUGCUGGAAGCAAUUCCUAAUUUUUUUUCUUUCCCCUUCCUCUCCUCCAUCCCCAGCUUUCUCCAUUCUUCUUCUUCGUCCCCUCUUCCUCAAAAAAAAAAAUCAAUCAGACUUUCUCUAGUUUUACUUUAUAUGGAGACUAAACAGGUAGCUAUGUGUUUAUUCGGGUUUUUCUUUGGCACUCUCAGGAUAACUUAAUAUGGGUUUAUAAACUAUGAAUGAAUUGGGAAAAUCUUGUGAGUGGCCUUAUCCAUUAUAAACAUUUUAAAGAAAAGAGAUGUUGCUGAAGAUCAUAUCUUUUUCAACACUUCCGCUAUUUUUCUGUGUCCAGUGACUCAAGGUUGGAGCUCCACACAUAUGAAGGACUUAAAAUACAAAGGAUGUGAAGAAAGCAGUUCAUUGUGGACAUUUGGAAUAUUGAAAUGCACAAUGCGUACUCUUCAGAAUUGUGCCAUGAAUCCUUUCCUGAGGAUGGGAGGAGGCGGAGGAGAGGGUGGGGAGAAGUUAAAAAUAUACACAUAUGUGAACUUCAAGUUCAUGAACAGCAAUGGCAGAGAACCCUUAGACCUCAAAAGAGCUCCUGCAAUCCACUUUACAAGUUUUCCUUGGUAUAAAUUUGCAUGGUAGGUAAUAAUAGCUUUUGAGCUUUUUAUAUGCAUUUGGCAAUGAGAUUGGGAUUCACAUCUUUGUAGACAUUGCAACGAAGUAAAUAUAAUGGCUAUACUACAUAUUGUAUUUGUAACUAUAUAUAUAUAUACAUGCAUACAUGCAUACAUACAUAUAUUCGAUAAAAACCUUUUCCAUAUCCAUGGGCAUGUGUUUGCUUUACCCUUUUCAGGGGGAAACAGUGUUUUCUUCUGAUAAAAAGAAUUAUAGAGUCUGCUUAAACUGUUUUUUUUAAAGCAGCAGAAAAUUUGGGAAUGAGCAAUUUUUUACCAUCAUGACCCAGACUAUUUGAAUUGCUUUCCCAAUUCUUUUCUUUCCAUCUCCAGGCCAACAUGGCCCAUCAUGAACCACAGCAGCUGUUCUAGUCUUUGUAGGAGCUGUAGAGAUGAGGCCCAAAGCCAGAACUCUGUUCUUCAAAUUGUAUUGUUUCCAGACCUCAUCCAGGGUUGUAAAGAAAAGGUUGGUGAAGGGACUUGUGUGAUGACUUUUCUGAGAAUUGAAAAGGAGUUUUUAAAAAUCAUAAUCAGAUUUCUAGAUAGGUUAAUAUAUGUGUCUUUUCAAAAAAAAUGUUCGCAGGUCCUCAAGGUAUAUGGUAGAAUCCUUGUGAAGUUUGUCUUCUUAUUACCCAGACUCACCUCUUCUUGAGUCCAUUCAUAGUCACCCAGUUGUGCUCCAUGACUUCAGUGGGUGUGGGCAUCCCAUUUGAUGGUGCAGACCCUAAACCACCUCUGGCUUCUUAGCCCGUGUCAUUCCAUACAUCUUCCAUCUCUAGCAUGGUUAGCCUCUUGGGUAGGUGUGUUACUCUUUUGGCCCCUAACCAGCAUCUACAUGGGGUUUCACCGACUGGAUCAUAUGUCAUUUAUGUCAGUCUCUUCACUACCCUCCUGGAGCCUAAUCAGACGUUGGGAAAUUCCAAAUAAUAAGCUCUGAAGUUCCAAGUUGGUUACGUUAGAAAAGUCACACCUACGGUGCCCCCUCUUUUAAGGCCACUGCCUUGUCCUUAAGCUAGAUCAUCUCUCUCUUUGGGUACCCUCACUAGAUCCUACUCUGUCCAAUUUUGCUUAUAAAUGUUUUCACCCGCAAUAUGGCGGAGGUGAUUCCAGACUGGCUAGGUAGGUGACAUUUAGAUAGGAAUAAGCAUGGUGCAGCUCCAGGGGCACCAUCUGGGGCAGCCUGCAGUUACUCUCAUUUGGUUUUUCUGGGUAAUCUGGCCUUAUGACAAUUUUUUUAAAGCUGAGGAAGUGCCCAACUUCAAAUAUACUGUCUUGAAAAUAUUAAUGUGCCAUAAAUAUGUUAUUUAAAUCCAGUACCUAAUUUAUAGCACUUAGAUUUUAAUGAAAACAAAUUUGGCCCAAAGUUCCAUUAUCCUAUUAUCUCUUUUGAAAGUCACUCUGGUUAUUUUAUCAGCCUGGAAAGUAUUAUCUCUAGAAGUGAUUCCCCUCUCCCACCCCAACCUGCAGGAAAGUAGUAUGCCCGUUGAAUAAUUACCUCUUCCACUGCUCUUAAAAGGCAGCAUAAUGACCUUAAAAAAUUCAUGUUAACUUGCCUGGACAAGUGGUUUAUUCUCAGAGACUAGUUUGCAUAUCAUGCUUCACCCAGGACUAGCCCCAUAAGUGUGCUUCAUUUUCAUUUCAUCUUUUCACUUUCCAAGUCCAUGAGGGCAUUCAAGGCAACUACAGGACUAUCCUGAGUUACAGCCUGAAGAGUCUGAAGUAGAAAUAGAUAACCGUGUUGUGAUAGCUAACUCCUAUGUUAAUGACAUCCCAUUGUAAAGAUAAAUUAAAGCCCAGUUUUGCUUAAGCACAUUUAUGUAUAUAUUCUUUUGUAUAAUUUGACAUGAAAAAACAAACAGCAAAACUGAGUGAUAGACAAAAUAUGAGCAAUGUUGAUGAAUGAAUACUAAUUUAUUAAAAAAAAAGGACUAAA